AUGAAUCAGCAAGAUUCAACAGAUUUAUCAGAAAAAAAAGAAAAUAUAAAGGAUAUUUUUAUAAAAUUAUCAACAGCAGUAUCAAAAAAUGAUCAUCAGCAAGUUAUUAAACUCUCAGACGAAAUCCAGAAAAUUUCAUUAUCAGACGCAAAAUUAGAGAAAUCAAAGGUUAUUGCGCUUAUUAAGCUUGAUAAAUAUGAAGAAGCACUUCAAAUAAUCUUCAAUAAGCUUUCAACGGAGAAAACACUGUUUGAAACGGCAUAUUGUCUGUUCAUGCUAGAAAGAUUUGAAGAAGCAGUAAAUUAUAUCAAAGAAAAUAAUGAAAGGAGCAUUUUGCAUGUAAAAGCACAAAUUACAUAUCAAACGGGUCAAGUCAUAGAAGCAGUUCAACUAUAUCAAAAAUUAAUUAAAGAUCCAUAUAGAAUAGAAAACGAAGACUUCGAUUUAAAUGUAAACCUUUUGGCAGCACAAGUGACAUUACCAUCAAUUGAAGUUUGCAAUGACUCAGAUAUUUGCCAAUCUAUGGACUACAAUUUCAACAUAGGCUGCCAUUUAAUUCACAAGAAAGAAUAUGAGAAAGCAAAGAAACUUUUUGAGUUGUCCAGAGGUAGACUUUUAGAUAGUUAUAACGUCUUUUUAAUUCAAAAUAUAGAACAAUGUUUAUCUACAAUAUGCCAAGAAGACAUUGAAUCCAGAAUGCAUCCUAUCCUUAUUCAAUUAGCGUAUAUAUAUUCACAUAUUGGCCAAGAACAGGAAGCAUUAAAUAUAUAUGAGGAUUUGAUGAAAAAAUCACAUAUAGAUCCUACUAUAAAGUUAAUCGCUACGAAUAAUUUUUUCUCUAUCAAGCCCAAUACAAACCCGUAUCUUGCUUUUUGUUCUAUGAAUUCAGCGUUAUCAAAUAUAAAACUAUCAAAACUAACAAAAUUUCAAAACAAAAUUAUCAGUAAAAAUAUUGCUAUUUUAAAUUUAUACUGCGAAAAGUAUUCUGCAUGUAAUAAUAUCAUUAAAAAGAUACAAAACAAAUAUCCGGAUGAUAAUACUAUCAUUCUUAUUUUGGUAUCAAGUAUUUUAGCACGAUUUACCGGUAAUCAAGCAUGUACACAAUUAAUGGAAUUACACGAGAAAAAUCCAUCAAACAUACCAUUAUCAUUAGCCAUUAUACAAUUUAUGAUAUCAUCUAAAAACAUUCGCAAUGCACAAAAAAUAAUGGAAAAACUUUUAGAUUCUUUAAAAGAAAAUAAAAAUAAAAGAUUUAGCCCUGGAUUAAUAAGAUUAGCCGUGGAAAUAUAUGAAAGGCGAGGAAGAGAAGACCUUGCACAACAGGAACUUUAUGCAGCUAGUAAAUAUUGGAGAAGCACAGGAAGCAAUGAUCCUAAAUUAAUAGAACUUUUAUACGCAUCAGGCAAAUCAAAACUUAAAAACAUAAUUUCUAAAAAGGGAAAUCCAAAUAUUUCAGCAAUAGAUGAUUUUUCUUAUUUAUUAAAAAUUUCUCCAAACAAUCAGAAAGCAUUAGCAGGAUUAACAAUCUAUUAUCUUAAUACAGAUAUUAGUGAAGCACUAAAAUAUGCAAACAAACUGCCUUCUCCAGACCUUCUUAUUCAAAAAAUGGACGCCAAUUAUUUAGAGAAAUCAGGAAUCAUAAAUCAUUUAUCAAAGAAAAGAAAAACAAAUCAAUCUGAACCAUCUUUAAAACAGAAAAAGAAAAAAUCAAAACUACCUAAAAAUUACGAUCCUAAUAAACAACCAGAUCCAGAAAGAUGGAUUCCUAAAAAACUUCGUAGCUAUUACAAGCCUCCUAAAGAAAAGAAAAAAAAGUCAAACAGAACACAAGGCGAAUUGGCAUCAGAGAAUAGCUCAAUGACUAUUGUGAGCAAUACAAAAAAACAUACUAAUAAAUAUAGCGAAAAAAGAAAAUAA
This is a messenger RNA of Pneumocystis jirovecii RU7, 1917 nucleotides long. RefSeq lists its product as uncharacterized. The record is from RefSeq and is a predicted model, not a curated record. The coding region runs from base 1 to 1917 and encodes 638 amino acids. The transcript is spliced from 6 exons. NCBI's taxonomy places the organism in Eukaryota, Fungi, Ascomycota, Pneumocystomycetes, Pneumocystales, Pneumocystaceae. Gene Ontology annotation, cellular component: signal recognition particle, endoplasmic reticulum targeting. Gene Ontology annotation, molecular function: 7S RNA binding; protein binding; ribosome binding. Gene Ontology annotation, biological process: SRP-dependent cotranslational protein targeting to membrane.